AUGACAGCCUCACUCUCAAGCACCACCCUCAACGGCGCAGCGGCCAACGGGACCAGCAAGACAGUUCCCGCCGUCCCCGCCGGCCUGCCCAUUGUCUUCCGCGACUCGACGCCCAGGGAGAAGUUCCUCGAGUCGGCGUGGGGCCACGUCUUCAACCACCGGCGCGCGACCGAGACACGGGUGCCGCGCGCGGUGGUGCACGCCACGUCGGCGGCGCACGUCGCGCAGGCGGUGCGACUCGCAGGAGACCUCGGCUGCCGCGUCUCGGUGCGGUCGGGCGGCCACUCGUGGGCCGGGUGGAGCGUGCGCGACGACGCCAUCUGCAUCGACCUGGGCGCCCUGCCCGGCGGCAAGCACCACUCCCCAACCGAUGGGAACCCGGGGGAGGGCCUCGACUAUGACCCGCGCACGCGGAUCCUGAGCUGCCCGCCUAGUGCGACGGGGAGGAAGGCGAAUGCGUUCCUUGCCACCAAGGGGAGGAUGUUUGCUGGUGGGCACUGUCCUGAUGUUGGGCUCGGUGGGUUCUUGCUGCAGGGUGGGAUGGGGUGGAAUUGUAAGAAUUGGGGAUGGGCUUGUGAGAGCAUUGUUGGGAUUGAUGUCGUCACGGCUGAUGGGCGGGAGAUAUACUGCAGUAAGGCUGAGAAUGCGGAUUUGUUCUGGGCUGCGAGGGGCAGUGGGCCUGGAUUCCCUGCGAUUGUGACGAGGUUCCACCUCCUCACUCGACCGCUGCCAGAUAUGUACCAGAGCAUUUACAUCUGGCCGAUAACAGAGUACCGCAAGGUGCUGAAAUGGGUUAUCGAUAUGUGUGAGAUAGGCGACAACGACACCGAGAUGGUCGCAGUUGGGCAGUACAUUGACAAUCACCCGGACCCCGUGAUAAUUGCAAACUUCCUUGCCUUCAAGUCCAACAAAGUCGAGGGCGAAGCCGCGUUGAAGCCCCUGCAUGACGACCCCGGGCGGCCGCCGAACCCGCUCGUCGAGGACUUUGCGAAACCCACCACCCUGCCGGACCAAUACGCACCGCAGGCGGUCGCCAACCCCGAGGGCCACCGCUACUGCUCGGAGAACGCGUACGUCAGCAACGACGCGGAUGUACCGGCGGUGCUGGAGCGGGCGUUCACGACGCUGCCGCAUCGCAAGGCGUUCGCACUGUACUACAGCAUGUACCCGACGUCACGGCGGCCGCAUUAUCACAGUGCGGCGGGCGACGUUAGCGACGAGGGCUCUAUGGCGCUGUCGAUGCAUACGGACCACUACUUUGCUCUGUACACGGUGUGGGAGGAGGAAAAGGACGACGAGAGGUGCGUCAGCUGGACGCACAGCGUCGCGCGUGAGGUCGAGCGCUCCGCCGACGGCAGCUACCUGGGCGACUCGGACUUCCAGCACCGGAGGACCAAGUUCUGGAGAGACGAGAAUGCGAAGCGGUUGAUGGAGAUCCGGAGGAAGUGGGAUCCCGAGGGGAGGAUCUGUGGGUAUCUUGAUGAUGGUGACAAGAGCGGUGUUGAUGGCCUGAAGAACGAAUUCGAGUGGAAGUAG
Molecule: messenger RNA, 1536 nt
Organism: Diaporthe amygdali
Lineage: Eukaryota; Fungi; Ascomycota; Sordariomycetes; Diaporthales; Diaporthaceae
Product: fad binding domain protein
Exons: 3
Coding region: 1-1536 (511 amino acids)
Molecular function (GO): FAD binding
Source: RefSeq, a predicted model, not a curated record